AGAGUUCGCGAGCGAGAGAGGGAGAGAGAGCGAGAGCAAGAGACACACACACACAGAGAGGCAGGCACAGUACAGACAUGUCGGACGGCAACAAGCCCGACAGCAUUCUCGUCUUCGGUGGCAACGGUCAGAUGGGCGCUCCGGCCGUGGCGUUGCUUUGCGCUCGUGUUCGCGCCACGCGCCGCCAUGACGAAUCGGUCUGCCGCGGUAACUGGUACUGGGACCACGCGCCCCGCACCGUGGAGACGCACGUGCGGCACGUCGUCGGCGACCGCGCGACGCUGGCGACGUGCGACGAGUUCCGGCGGCUCGUCGACGAGACGGGCAAGUUUAACCUGGUUUGUGGACUCAGUGCCUACCUUACCGGAGUUACAUCACGAGCAUCUGGGGAAAUCCUCAAGGGCCACGUAGGUGUCUACAUAGUCAUCAGCUCAGACUCUGUGUAUGAAGUUUCCGUGCCCAAGUCACACGAGGGCCCUAGUGUUGAGACGGAUGCCGUGAGACCACAAGAUCCCGCAGAACAGCAGAGACUCAAGGUCGCAGACUCAUACGGCCAUUAUAAGUUCGCAUGCGAGGAGGUUUUGGCCGAGCAGAAGAACAAAGAUGGCGGAUUUCCUUACGUGGCACUACGACCUCCAGAUGUCAUCGGUGAGCUUAUUUAAAAUCUUUCAUUCUAGAGUCAAGACGGUUGUCUGGCGUUUUAUAAUGAUCUUCCCCUAUAUAUCUUACAGUCACCUUUAUCAUCUGCUAUCCCUUCCUAUUUUCCCUU
Messenger RNA from Priapulus caudatus, 769 nucleotides. RefSeq lists its product as uncharacterized. Gene Ontology annotation, molecular function: UDP-glucose 4-epimerase activity. Lineage: Eukaryota; Metazoa; Priapulida; Priapulimorpha; Priapulimorphida; Priapulidae. Gene Ontology annotation, cellular component: cytosol. The coding region runs from base 78 to 662 and encodes 194 amino acids. Gene Ontology annotation, biological process: beta-D-galactose catabolic process via UDP-galactose, Leloir pathway. The transcript has 3 exons. The record is from RefSeq and is a predicted model, not a curated record.